AUGUCGGCGCAGGCGGCGGCGGCCGCCUGCCCCGAGGGCCGGGCCAUCGUCGUGACGGGCGCCGCGGGCUUCAUCGGGUCCCACACCUGCGAGUUCCUGCUGAACCGGGGCGAGCACGUCGUGGGCAUCGACGAGGUCAACGACUACUACGACGUGCGCGUCAAGGAGUCGAAUGUCGCGCUCCUCGAGCGCGUCGGCGGCGACCGGUUCACGUUCUACCGCGGCGACAUCUGCGACGUCGCGCUGCUCGACCGCGUCUGGACGGGCCACGGCAAGCCGCGGCGCGUCGUCCACAUGGCGGCGCGGGCCGGCGUGCGGCCGUCCAUCGAGGACCCCUUCGUCUACGUGCACAGCAACGUCGAGGGCACGACGCGGCUGAUGGACGUCGCGUGCAAGUACGGCAACGACAGCUUCGUCUUCGCGUCGUCGUCGUCGGUCUACGGCGGCUCCAAGGAGACGCUCUUCAGCGAGAAGGACUCGGUGGACUUCCCCGUGUCGCCCUACGCGGCGACGAAGAAGGCGUGCGAGCUCCUCGCGUACACGUACCACCACCUCUACAAGCUCAACAUCGCCGCGCUGCGCUUCUUCACGGUCUUCGGCCCGCGGGGCCGGCCGGACAUGGCGCCCCUCAAGUUCGUCGACAAGAUCUCGCGCGGCGCGCCCAUCCAGCAGUUCGGCGACGGCUCGAGCAGCCGCGACUACACGUACGUCGACGACGUCGUCCAGGGCAUCGUGCUGUCCCUGGACACGCCCCUGGGCUACCAGGUCUACAACCUGGGCAACGGGUCGCCCACGAAGCUCGGCGACUUCAUCGCCCUCGUCGAGGAGGCGACGGGCAGGAAGGCGGAGAUAGAGAUAUUGCCGGAGCAGCCCGGCGACGUGCCGCGGACCUGCGCGGACAUCUCGAAGGCUCGCGAGCUCCUGGGCUACGACCCGAAGACGCCCUUCCCCGAGGGCAUCCGGAAGCUCGUCGCGUGGUACAACGAG
This is a messenger RNA of Aureococcus anophagefferens, 987 nucleotides long. RefSeq lists its product as hypothetical. The transcript has a single exon. The record is from RefSeq and is a predicted model, not a curated record. Lineage: Eukaryota; Pelagophyceae; Pelagomonadales; Pelagomonadaceae. The annotation marks the transcript as partial.